Messenger RNA from Gloeophyllum trabeum ATCC 11539, 927 nucleotides. RefSeq lists its product as uncharacterized. The transcript has 4 exons. NCBI's taxonomy places the organism in Eukaryota, Fungi, Basidiomycota, Agaricomycetes, Gloeophyllales, Gloeophyllaceae. The record is from RefSeq and is a predicted model, not a curated record. The coding region runs from base 1 to 927 and encodes 308 amino acids.
AUGCAGCCCAUGCGGGCUCAGUUUUAUGACAGCGUCCCGAUGCAUGAUGCGGAUAUCGUCCUAGUCUACCCCCAAUCCCACGUACCUAAAAGGUAUCAGAAGUAUGUUUCACCGAGUGUGAGGCGGGUGUAUCUGGACGAACACUCCGAUGAGGACCUCCAGAGGAAGAUCACCGAUGUUGAGGCACGGCUGGCGCAGGUCACAAAGGAGAAGAUGGAGUUGAGGAAACAGCUGGACGAAUACACUGCCAAGACUGCACAGGAGCAAGUCAAAUGCAAAGGGCAGUGCCAGGCCUACCAAAUGGCUGUGGUUCAGCACCAGCAGGCGCAGGGAUGCGCACGGCUCGAGAUCAGCGAGCUGCGGCAUAAGAAGAACGUCCUCGAAAGGAAAUACCGAAUACUUGAGGAGAGACGAGAGAAUGAUAUGAAGGAGGCUCGCGAGCGCUUGCAGGAAGAGCUCCGGAAGGCACUCGAGGAGGAACGCGCCAAGCGGGCGGAGGUCGCGAUGAGGCUGUCCAACCACAUUGAGAGCCUGCUCACAAUGCUCACGGAGGAACGAAAUGCGCACGAGCGGCUUCGUCUCAGCCAGGAAGGGUCGAUUAGGAGACUCAGUGCUCAACUAAGCGAGAGCAAGAGUCUCAAGCGCAAGCGCUCGCUGACCCUGCCCGAAUCACAGGAUACUGAGGAAGAGGAGGAGUCUGCGCCGAAGAGGCGCGCUAUCCGUCCUACGCCCCUUAGCCGUCAACACAUCGAGUUCCUCCCGAUACCCACAAGGCGCUCGGAGAGGCUCUCGGAGUCGCCGGCGCGUAUACAGCUGGAGUCGGGAUGGGAGGAGGCGUUGGCAGCGCUCGGUCACCAACCCGGCAGUAUUUCUGGUCUGACUCGCUUUCGGUCUGCAAUAAGGGGUCUGUGCGGGGAAUCUCAAUGA